Messenger RNA from Limulus polyphemus (Atlantic horseshoe crab), 2123 nucleotides. RefSeq lists its product as uncharacterized. NCBI's taxonomy places the organism in Eukaryota, Metazoa, Arthropoda, Merostomata, Xiphosura, Limulidae. The transcript is spliced from 7 exons. The record is from RefSeq and is a predicted model, not a curated record. The coding region runs from base 261 to 2123 and encodes 620 amino acids.
UCACAGGUUGCCUACAACAACCGUCUGGGCCAAAUUUUGACGCCGUGUCUGGAUUUGGAGAUCCUAGAAUCUUCAAUCUCGUUGUCUGUGAUUCAAGUCUAGCAGAUGAAGUCCGAGUGUCAAGAAACCAGUGUUUUCAGAACACAAAGCCAGAAGUUGUCCGCAAGGCUGAAGUCGUGUGCCGAGAAAAGACCUAUCCAAAUGUAACUGACAUAGAGUUUUUAGAAUCCAUUUGUAGUGACAAUGGCACUUUGACAAAGAUGAUGUGGAGAUGUGUGUACGAUGAAAUGGUCCACGAUUACCCUGGUGUUAAGUCCUACAGUAAACAUCCAACAAAACAGUCUCUCACUCCUUCCGAGAUUGACAUGCUUCAUUUACUGCGAAGUUAUCUUGGAUAUGGAAGUUUCUUCCGAGGGUUUCAAUUAUUAGAAACACGACUAAGAUCAGCGAAGUUACUAAGUGGUAAGGACAACCCAGGGUUUAGAGAUCAAGAGCGAAUGUCAUAUUUCCAACUUGCAACAGAUUCUACUUUUUUAUCAAAUAGGACUUCAAAGAUGCAAAUAAGACGGCUUUCGUUUGACGAUAAUAUAAUUCCAUUUUACAAAGUUGAGAAUUCAACGCAUAGUCCAAAACAAAGAUCGUAUGAUGUAACUCCUGAUUCGGGUUAUGGUUAUACGACAAGAGUGUCUAUCACUUUUGGUAAUGAUUACCGUCGUUAUGGAUCAGAGAGCUCAAAUUAUGGGGGUCAAGGGUCAGGCAACAACGAUAACCGACUACAUGGGUCUGGGAGCUCAAGUUAUGGAUGGCAGCAGUCAAGUGGCAGUAACCGUCGAUAUGGGUCAGACUAUUCAAGUUAUGGAGGUCAGUCAAGCAAUAAUAAUCGUCCAUAUGGAUCAGAGGGUUCAAGUUAUGGAGGCCAACAGUCAGGUAACACUAACCACCCAUAUGGAUCAGGGGAAUCAAGCUAUGGAGGUCAGUCAAGCAACAAUAAUCGUCCAUAUGGGGCAGGGGGCUCAAACUAUGGAGGUCAAUCAAGCAACAAUAAUCGUCCAUAUGGAUCAGGGGAAUCAAGCUAUGGAGGCCAACAGUCAGGUAACACUAACCGUCCAUAUGGAUCAGGGGGCUCAAGUUAUGGAGGUCAACAGUCAGGCAACAAUCACAGUCCAUAUGGAUCAGGGGACUCAAGCUAUGGAGGCCAACAUACGAGUGAUAGUAGCCAUCCAUAUGGGGCAGGGGGCUCAAACUAUGGAGGUCAAUCAAGCAACAGUAACUAUCCAUAUGGAUCAGGGAGUUCACUUUAUGGAGGUCAACAUACGAGUGACAGUAAUCGUCCAUAUGGGUCAGGAGGUUCAAGUUAUGGAGGCCAACAGUCAGGUAACACUAACCAUCCAUACGGAUUAGGAAGUUCAAGUUAUGGAAAUCAACACGCGAGUGACAGCCACCUUCCCUAUGGCCCAGGAGGCUCAAGUUAUGGAGGGCAACAGUCAAAUGACAAUUAUGGAUUAGGGCUUCCAAAUCAUCAUUCUAGUUAUAGACCAGGAAAUUCUGGUCAUGGUAACCAAUAUUCAAGCAACAACUAUGGAACUUACGGAUCAGGUCAUGGUAAUCAACAUUCAAGUGUAAAUCAUCAGUCUUACGGACCAGGAGGCUCUUCUCUUGGAACUCAAAAUAAUCAAGGCUCUGUUGGCACCUUUCACCAAGUCACAGACAGACCCUUUGGACAUAGUGGAGGAUCUGCGAACAACCAUUAUGGAGGAGGCACCUUUCACCAAGUCACAGACAGACCCUUUGGACAUAGUGGAGGAUCUGCGAACAACCAUUAUGGAGGAGGAAUAUAUCCUGCUUCAGGUAGCAUCAGUGGUAGCCAUCUUGCAAUGGGAGGACAACAGUAUGAAACUGGUGGACCUAGUUUAACAGGUGGAGGAUACGCCAAACCAUGGACUACAAACUAUUGGAAUAAACCAGAGUUUAACGGUAACAACAGACCCCAAACUUUCAAUGGGCAUGGUGGAGGUAAUCGACCGGAAUUGUUUCCAGACAUACAGCUUAACAAGUUCAAUUUGCCGGAAUCCCUAUAUCAAUGUCUACAAAAUAUUUUGCCACUCCAAGGAGAAGUCAACUAG